Molecule: messenger RNA, 1874 nt
Organism: Musca domestica (house fly)
Lineage: Eukaryota; Metazoa; Arthropoda; Insecta; Diptera; Muscidae
Product: tRNA (guanine(37)-N1)-methyltransferase
Exons: 3
Coding region: 225-1661 (478 amino acids)
Biological process (GO): mitochondrial tRNA methylation; tRNA N1-guanine methylation
Cellular component (GO): mitochondrial matrix; cytoplasm
Source: RefSeq, a predicted model, not a curated record
UUAUUUUUGUAAUAAAAAAACACAAGGGAUUUUAUUAAAUUAGAAAUUAGGACAAAAUACAAAAAAUUGUAUGAAUGCAGUAAACGACUGUUAAAUAAAAGAAGUACUGAACAACAACAAAGCAAUUUGGCCAAACUAAAAGAAUUAUUUUCGAAGAGGAAGACUUUGUUAUGACCACCACGUUUGUGCGAGUUUCGAAAUAAAUAAUAGAAGCAAAUCCAUUCAUGAAUAAAAUUAUAAUAAAUAUAUUUAGUGCUGCAAAUACUUCCAUAAGGAAUAUCCAAAUAAUACGCCAACGUCACUUUUGGAAAAAUAUGGACUGUGAAUUAUUGCAACCGCCUUGUGAGGUACAAGGCAUGGUCGAAUUGAAGAGGGAAAAAUUUGCUAAAGCCAUACAAAUACCACGUUUAUGGGUGCGUGAGGAGAAGGCACAGAAGGUAUUGCCAGUGGUUAAGAAACUAUUGUUGAAAAUGGAAAAACUUAAACCUGUCAAACCAUGUACACUGAACGAAGUAGAUGGCAGAGAGAUCCUGCUGCAUCCCACACCAGUUAAGCAAUGGGAAGAUUUGCCUUGCAAUGAAUUAGAGCAGCAUGAAGUGAACAAGGAGAAUUUUGCAUUCACACAGAUACAAUUGACCUACGACAAUUGGAGAGCCGAUGAAAUUCUAAAGGCAGUGUUGCCCAAAGAUGAAGAAGGUUUGACUUCGUAUUCUCGCAUUGGUCACAUUGUCCAUUUGAAUUUGCGUGAUCAUUUAUUGCCUUACAAAAACUUGAUAGGUUUGGUUCUGCUGGACAAGGUUGCUAACUGUAAAACGGUGGUGAACAAAGCUUCCACGAUUGAUAACACCUAUCGUAAUUUCCAACUUGAGUUGCUGUGUGGUGAGCCUAUCUAUCAGGUGGAGACCAAGGAGAAUGGAGUGUUUUUUGAGUUUGAUUUUUCAAAGGUCUAUUGGAAUCCCCGCCUGUCCACCGAACAUGAACGUAUCGUUCAAAUGCUAAAACCGGGUGAUGUGUUGUACGACGUUUUUGCGGGUGUUGGACCAUUUUCUGUGCCUGCUGCCAAAAAGAAAUGCACUGUUUUGGCGAACGAUUUGAAUCCCGAGAGUUUUCGGUGGUUACAGCACAAUUUGAAACGGAACAAGUGCCAACAAAUGGCACAAUCAUUCAACAAGGAUGGUCGCGACUUUAUUCUGCAAGAUAUCAAACAAGAUUUGGCGAAACGUUGGCAGCAAUCAAAGGAAGAUGAAAAUUACAAAAUCCAUAUUACAAUGAAUUUACCUGCCAUGUCUGUAGAAUUUUUAUCAGCAUUCCGUGGAUUAUUCGAAAGGGAGUGUCAUGAAAAGACAAUUAAUUUUGAGCAGGAUAAUUUGAAUUACCCCUUGGUACAUGUGUAUUCCUUUGCUAAAGGUACCAAUACCAAAGAAUUGGUAUUGCAAUUGGUGGAGGAUAAUCUUAAAAUGCCAUUAAAAGAUAAUCUUGAAGGCAUUUAUUUUGUGCGAAAUGUUGCUCCCAAUAAAGAUAUGUACAGGGUAUCAUUCCAUUUAAACAAGGAAAUUGUAACACAACCCAUUGUUGUACAGCCAGAGGAGGAAUUCGAAAAUCAUCUCAAACGAAAAACCGAGGGAGAACAGGAGGAUAUGACGAAUGUUUCCCAAAUUUAAUAUGGGUCGCAGGUCAAAGCAAAAAUCGGGAGCAGGUGCUGCCAAAAAGACCAAAAACAUUUUCAAGGUCAAUGACGUUAAACAGAAGAAGAAGCCCAAGGAAGUACAGGGCAAGCUUAAAAAGAUCAAGGAAGCUGUAACCAAAAAGCAAGAAAAAGUUGAUGCCAAUCUGCGUGAACUUCACAAAGACUUGGUGGUAAAGAAGCCACAACC